Arabidopsis thaliana (thale cress) is the source of this 978-nucleotide messenger RNA. RefSeq names its product TRAF-like family protein. Bases 1 to 978 code for a protein of 325 amino acids. The record is from RefSeq and is marked reviewed. NCBI's taxonomy places the organism in Eukaryota, Viridiplantae, Streptophyta, Magnoliopsida, Brassicales, Brassicaceae. The transcript is spliced from 4 exons.
AUGGCGAAGGCAGUUGAUAAGAAGUUUUGUUGGGAGAUAAAGAAUUUCUCCUCUUUGAACUCUGAGAGAUGUCAUUCUGUUCCAGUCGUGAUUGGUGACUGCAAAUGGCGUCUUGUUGCCUUUCCUAAGGGAUAUAAAGCAGAUUACCUUUCUUUGUAUUUAGAAGUUGCUGAUUUUAAAUCAUUGCCUUCUGGAUGGAGAAGAUACGUCAAAUUUCGUGCAUGUAUAGUAAAUCAGCUUUCGCAAGAACUCUCUGUACAACAAGAAACGCAGCGCUGGUUUGAUCAGAAUGCUCCCGGAUGGGGUUUUGAAAACAUGCUUCUACUUACCGAACUUAAUGCCAAAGAUGGUGGAUUUUUGGUAAAUGGACAAGUCAUGAUUGUUGCUGAAGUAGAAUUUCUUGAAGUUAUUGGCACACUAGAUGAAUCAGAGGAAAUUAUUAAGUCUAGUGAUUUAAUCAACAAGACUCAAGAGGUGGCUCAACAAGUGAAGGAAAUUAUUCAGCCUAAUGAUUUAAUCAACAAGACUCAAGAGGUGGCUCAACAAGUGAAGGAAAGCAUUGAUGUUAAUGGGUUUCAAGUUCUUCCUUCACAGGUAGAAUCUGUGAGACGUAUUUUUAAAAAACAUCCAGACAUUGCAGUAGGAUUCCAAGUAAAGAACCAACAUCUGAGGAAAACAUUCAUGAAUUUCCUUGUCAACGUAAUUGAGACGAUGUGCCAAUCUCUCCAGGAGCUCUCAAAUGAAGAUCUUGUGGAAGUAGACAUUGCGUUGACAUACUUGAAAGAUGCGGGAUUUAAGGUGGAUUGGUUAGAGAAGAAGCUGGACCAUGUGAAAGAAAAGAAGGAGAAAGAACAGUCUGGUUUGAUCAUACUCCAAGGAAUAGAGCAACAACUUCAUGAAUUGAUGCACAAGUGUGAGAAGAAGAAGUCAGAGGUUCUGUCCGUUGGAGCUCCUCUAAAGUUCGAUGAUGUUGUUUGA